Cottoperca gobio is the source of this 4301-nucleotide messenger RNA. It is a transcript of the gene ankmy1, whose product is annotated as ankyrin repeat and MYND domain containing 1. Lineage: Eukaryota; Metazoa; Chordata; Actinopteri; Perciformes; Bovichtidae. Gene Ontology annotation, molecular function: protein binding. The record is from RefSeq and is a predicted model, not a curated record.
UCUUUAGAGAGGAUACGCCCCGGUUGAAAUGUUGUCGACCUGCAAAGGUGUUGCGGCAGCCCCGGGGCGAGGAGACGAGGAGCCGGGGGCAAGGAGACAGAAAGACGGCCAGAGAGAAGUUCAAAGCUGGGAAGACAGAGGACAAGGGCUCGGGGUUCAAGAGGGGCCCGACGGAUCCAGAUAUGAGGGAGAAUUUGUGAACGGGUUCAAACACGGCAAAGGAAGGUACACCUGGAGAAAUGGAGAGUUCUAUCAGGGCUCUUUCUACAAAGACUACAGGCAUGGAGAUGGACUGUACUGCUGGCCCACAGGCCACAAGUUCACUGGCAAGUUCUACCUCAACAGGAAGGAAGGAUACGGACAACAACUGUUCCCUGACGGAGCCACCUUUCAGGGUUUGUACCACGCCGACCAGAGGUUUGGCCCAGGUGUGGUUAGUUAUCCAGAUGGACGUAAGGAUGUGGGUCUGUGGCUCAGGGAGCGCCUGCUAAGGCUCUGUACCUCUGUUAAAGACGGCUUUAGUCUAAAGAAGUUUCCUGAAUAUGCUGCUUACAUGGACCCAGCUGCCACCCCAGAUUCCCUGACACAGCAUCCCACUAGUGGUCUACAGAAAGAAGCCAUGACAGACUCUGAGGUGGAUAGGGAAAGGGAUCUGCUGUCAGAUGAGAACUUUAUUCUUCCCCCCGGCAUGGAGAGUUACUCAACGGAUGGUGAUCACUUGCCGCUGCCCCCUGGCCGAAGAAGAGAGCUGGAUCAACACUUCUAUGGCGAGCUGUGGGAGCCAGACGCUUAUCCACACCAAGGCUAUGAGCGAGACCCUCUCUCCAUCCUGCCCUUACAGGCCCGCAUGCAGGCUCACAUACACAAACACAGACUACAGGCUGGAAAUGUGUGCUGGGACGUGGCAGCUGUUCUCUCUCUGAACAGGGAAAGUUUUGGUCCUAAAGGGCAUUUGGAAGUCAGUUCAGAGUUGUUGAUCCAGCACGCUUCCCAAGGGGAAGUACAGCUCGUGUCACAGAUCCUCCAGACCGGUUUGGUCCACCCUGAUGUGGCAGAUUCACAGGGACACACUGCACUCAUCGCUGCCACAAUAAACUGCCAAAACGAUGUGAUCCAGCUGUUGUUGGAUAUGGGCGGCGAUAUCGACAAGAUGAACUGUGAAGGCAUGUCUGCCCUGGCUGUGUGUCAUGUCCUUUACUACCCUUUUUAUUCUCUGCACAACACUUUGGCUGAACCUCACGCUAAAACUCAAGUUUUGAGGUCUGCAUCUGCAUGUGGGAACAGUCCCCAGAUCAGCCAAGUGGACCUGACUACACACACACCCAGGACAGCAGAAGAACUAACGGAGCACUUCUUACAUCACAGCAGUAACGUGUCUGAUAGCAGUGAGCUCAUCACUGAUCGCUGGCCUGGCCUGAAUGAACAUGAGACAGACACUGAACACCUACAGGAGGAGGAGAGGAAAGAGAAAGAGGGAGAAGGAGAGGAAAGAGAGGGAAAGGGUGAAGAGGGACGAGAAAGGAGCAGCAGGGAGGAGGAGAAUGAGAGCAAAGGGGAGGAAAGAGAGAUGGAGAGCAGAUGUGAUCAAACGUGGGAGGAAGAUGUUGAGCUUUGUGAGAAAAGAGAAACGGAGGCAAGAAAAGAGGUGAGGGAGGAGGAAGAUGUGGAGAAGAGAGUAGGGGAUAAUUAUGAAGAGGAUAUAAAGGAGAGAGAAGAGAGAGGAAGUGAGAAAGUGCCUGGGGUGGAGCGCUCCAUUCAGGUGUUGGAUGGUCACAUCGCACUGGGCCGUGUGCAGUGGAAGGAAAGCCGAGCUAAGGCAGCAGGAAGAGUUCAGCAGGGCAAAGACAAAGAGCUGACACACAAACCGACCUUUGACUCUGCCUGCUCUGUCAGCAGCUAUAAAAUCCAGGUCACAGAGGAACUGAUGCUGCGCUCAGCGGAGGCGCUGAGUCGCACAGGGAUCCCUCAGCACUCGGACACACAAGAGACUGUACGCAAAAUGGCUGCCAUGAAAACUAAACACCGUGUUCUUUUGAACACCCUGAAGCUGUUAUUGGAGCGGGGAGCUGACCCAAACACAUCCAGGGUCCCCAUGCCGGUCCUCUUUUUAGCCAUUAUGGCGGCUGACACCGAGGCUGUCAGGAGACUGCUGCUGUGUGGAGCUCACACCGACAUUCCCCUUCCACCUGAGAGGAAAGGUCUGUAUCCCCUGCAUGUAGCUGCAGCACUGCCAGGUCCAGUGGGUCCCAGAAUCACAGAGCUGCUGCUCCACACUGUCACUGACCCAGACGCACAGGCAUGUGAUCACAACGAGAUCUAUGAUCCGGAUAAGAUUUUCACGAAGGCCAAGGAACCACUGAGCACCAAUGAGAGCCCUCAUCUCAAAGAAGGAGGCCGAACGGCCCUGCACGUGGCCUGCCAGAGAGACAGUGACUACCGGAAUGCCAGCAAAGUGGUAGCUCUACUGCUCUCCCACAGAGCCAGCACAGACCUCCUCUGGAGUGGACACUCACCUCUCUCCAUGGCUAUAUCACGUGGCAAUGACCUGUCAGUGGAGGAGCUGCUGAACAGAGGUGCAGAUCCUAACAUCCCGCUCGGAUGCCGGGUGGGCAGUGCCCUCUGUGCCCUCGCCAACAUCAACUACCACUUAGGCAACAGAGCUAAGCUGUUGCACAUGUUAGCUAAGGCUGGUGCCGACAUCUUGAUGCCAGUUACGGUGGGCGAUGUUGUGGGAACUGCAGUCGACUACGCACACUACUCCUUCAACCAGGACUUGCGUAUUGCCAACACUCCCUUCCACGCUCUGAACAUGCGGGAGAGGGAGACAUUCAAAGCACGGCGGCAGCUGCUGAGCAUGAUGGGAGAUCUGCUGAGACAGGCUGCUGGCCAGAGAGAGAGAGACGAACGUCUUACGUCGAAUAUUAUCAGGAGCACAAAGAGGUUUGUGUGCACGUGGGAAGAUCCCAUUUCCUCAAAAGUGCCCCUCCCCAGCAUAACAGAAAAACACAGGAGUCCAGUGUUUAAGUUCUGCUAUCACUGCGGUCGCUCUGCGUCCGUGAAGCUGACUGCGUGUAGCCGCUGCCACAAGGUCUUCUACUGCUCCAGGACCUGCAAACUUAAAGCAUGGGAUGAAAGACACAAGGACGAGUGUAUCCGGGAGUCAGCAUCCACUGAUGGCUUCCGGAAGAGUGUCAUGUUUAAAUUCCCAAGAGGCCCCAGGCCCCUGACUGCCAUGUUGAAAUCCAAAACAGUGCCCCGGCCCCUGAGUGUCAAGUUGAAAUCCCACAGAGCCCCCAAGCCCUUGAGCAUGGCAGAGAAGGUCUUGGAGAGCCAAGUCAACCUGAAGGAAAACUACAGCUUCAACUGAUAGAUACUAACAUUUUGUAUACUUAAUAACAGCGACAACUUCUUCUACCUGAUAUUGCAAUGCACUUCUGUUACAUCAUUUCUUACAUUUAUAUAUUUGGUUGAAUGGUGAUGUCAAUAUUUUGUGCCAUAAUCAUCUUUCUUUGGCAUUUUUAUAUUUUUUGCAAUCUGUUAUAGUAUUAUAAUAAUAAUAAUAAUGUAAUAAUGUCUGUCCCUACCGGUGCUAUUGCCACAUAAUGGCUGAAUUUGCAUAUUUACUAAAUGAAUCACAGCUGGUAAAAAAAAAAAUUAACUGAAGUUCCACUUUUCCAGAGCUUUCAGUUGCAUCUUGUGGUCUUCAUCUGCAAUUUUAUUCAAAUGAAAGUACAGAAGUAUUAUGAUUUUACUGAAAGUAGCCUAACUGACAGUGGCAGCUACCACCCAGUCCCCAACAGCAGAUCAAACAAUACGCUUAUAAGGCAAAAUCUACACCAAAUGAAAUAUUAAAACGAUUUUGUCGACCAAAAACAACGACAAGACGUAGAAACACGUCAAUAAUCAAAUGCUGUUACAUUUUUAUGCAUUUUGAAAGGAGCUGCUGCAGAGAAACUGAAGCUACAUUACAUCUGCAUCAAGUACAGUGCACUCCUAUGUCCUGUUCAAUCUGAAACAUUUAUAUACAUAUGAUGAAUAUAUAUUUUCUGUUUUGUAACAAACAGGAAUCACACGUUCACUUCUUGUAUCAGUAAAUUAUUUGAGAUUUAUUGAUCAGUGUUGACAAUUCUUCACACAAAAGCAUCGAUAUGAGAACAAUCUUCUGACGACCUAAACACACCGUGCUCAACAUGAACUUCAGCAGGUAGAACAAACUAAUAUUAGUAGAAAAUACACAAGUAAUGUUAAAACAAGAUGUUUUUUGUAUUUAAAAUGAACGAGAGAAAACAGUAAACGCUAGU